AUGUCCACGACUUCCAUCGAGGAUCCGUUUCAACUUGCCAGUUACACCUCUUCUUCUCGUUGGAAGGGCAAGAAAUCCACCCUCGACCAUGUUUACACAAGUCAGCUGAACAGCUCGCUCAGUAAAUCGCGCAGAGAAGGUUAUGUUACUGUGUCGACUCAGGCGGAUGGAAUUCAUAUCCUAGAUGUUUCGACUUUGCAUCCAUUGGUUUCUCAUACACUCGGUCCCUCCACAUCAUUCUCGUGUCCCGCAAUUACGACGGAAACAUCGCCGAGUCAUUAUUCGACAUACGCCGUUAUUGAAUCGUCGCCUGAACUUCGUGGUGCGGACGAGGCUGGUCGAGUUAUCUGGAAAUGGACCCAACAGCCGGGAUCUGUGUCGUCUAUGACGGAUAGCCAGAAAAAGACUUCGAGGGUUGUGGUCCCGACGCCUCAACGCAUCCAUAGUUUGCACUCUGAUCCAACAUUGCCUAAACGUAUUCUCGCUUUGACGACCACCGCAACGCUUCUGGUGCUCGAUGCUGAAACCUUGGAAGAGAAAGCAAAAACGGAAGGUUCAUCCGAAGCUUCCUCGGAUGCCCUGCAAGUAUUUGUUUUCCCCAGCGGAGAAUGCUCGUUGUCCCCGUCUACGGGGGUUACAGUCGCUAUUGCUUCAUCCACCGAGGCUUCCUUUUUCCUGAGGAUACUAUCUAUCGACGAAGGCGACGCGUUUACAGUGGUUGGAGACUUUGAGUUCUCACACAAGCACGAGCAAAUCGCCGGAGUUUCCUUCAGCAAUUCCGGUUGCUUGAGCAUACUGAGCAAGGAUGGGGAAUGGCAUGCUUAUGCGCUUGCAUCUUCUGACAACAACUCAUCUACAACACCCGCAAGACCGCGUCCUCUCGCCACGCCUCUAAGGCUGAAUAACUUUAAUUUCCCCGCAUCAAAGGCCACCAAAAGCUCAGCAAAAGCAACCUCUCCUCUUUCUAUCGUCGCCCUAACAUCCUCGCACGUCCUUCUCGCCGCCACUUCUCCAUCAUCAUCCGAUAUCCACAUCCAAGUCUGGGACCUCCAGUAUUCCGUUCUGCUAGCGACGCACACUCUCCCAGUUCCCACUGCUUUCGCUUCAACACCCUUGAAUCUACGAUUUGGCACCCAUCGCCCUGUAUUGCCUUCGUCCUCGUCCCCGCUUAGCAUUGUCUACGGCCAGGCAGUACUGGUUCUCUCGCCAGCGUCCUCGUCGAAACAAGAAAGCUCGGCGCAAAACGUCACUUCCAGUGUACUUGUGGUCCCCUACGCUGUUGCUGCCCAAUCGACGAUUGCUGCUGCCCUCGGCCGUGCGGGUGUUACGAAGCAAUGGCUCAAACCAGUGGGAGACUCCGCCACCUCUGGACAGGGGAAAACACCAGCGGACUCGGCCAAGUCCAAAAUGCUGAAUGCCGUUCGAACAGCCUUGGAAGGAGGGAGAACCAAGACUGCAGAGAGCACUUUCUCGUCGUGGCUCACUGAAGCCGAGGCAGCCGCCAAGGCAUCGAGCAAGAGCGAAGAGAAGGCCUCGACACCUCCUGCUCCCGUUUUCGCGUAUGGCUUCGUCAAGGAGAUUGUGGAUCUUGUUUUGCCCCCUUUGAAGUCGACAGGGAAAGCGCCCUAUCAACACUCUGCUGAAAUCCUGAAAUCACUGUUGGAGAGGAAUCUCGUCUCCAAUGGUAUGGUGGAGGGGGGUAUCUUACCUGCUCUGCGAGCCAGAAACGAUUGGGCAUGUUCUCACCGCUUCCAUUUAAGUUCUCUGUCGCUCUCCUCCGUCAACGACCUUCCUAUCGGCGAUAUCGUGGAUUGCCUAGUCUCCGUCACCCAACAUCAUCGUAACAAAGCCGCCUCGGACUCGAUGGACGUUGACUCUGAACCAUCGACACCGACACUCCCUGUAUUCCUCGCCCUUGUCAUCAACUACGUCCACACGACCACUCCCAGCCAAAUAAUUAUCGCCUUGAAGCGCCAUCUCCGCGAUUCAGAAGAUGUAGCUGCUGUAGCGCAGACUCUGGUUACUUGGAUCAGGGCUUUGGUGCAACAGAGAAAGAAUACUGAUCUUGGAGUUUGGCCGAGCAACAAGGAUAUGGAACAGAAUGAGCACGGUGUUUUGGUUUAUAAUCCUCAGAGCAGGGAUAAGAGGAUGGUCAAGAACGCCGCAAAGAAGGCUGGAGGACCGCCCGUAUUCGAGAGGGUUAUCGCAUUCCUUCAACCUUUCCUCGACGCAUGCUUCCUCCCUCUCCUCCAACACCCACCAUCACAUCCUCUGCUGCACGAACUCCAAAAUUCCCUCAUCGAAGAAUCCGCCCUGUCUGAACUCCUCUUGCAACUUCAAGGUUCAUUAGAGCCCUUUAGCGUAUCACAUCAAAAAGCACUGCGCGAAGCAGCGAUUCCACAACGAGAGAGGGAGAAGCAGAGGCAAAAGGGCGAUUGGAGAGCGAGGAGGGGCGGUGCGGCUGGUGUUAUUGGCAAUGUUGGUACUGUUGGGGUGUAUCAAUUGGAGGAGCUGGCAUUUUAA
This is a messenger RNA of Coprinopsis cinerea okayama7#130, 2523 nucleotides long. RefSeq lists its product as hypothetical. Gene Ontology annotation, molecular function: RNA binding. NCBI's taxonomy places the organism in Eukaryota, Fungi, Basidiomycota, Agaricomycetes, Agaricales, Psathyrellaceae. The record is from RefSeq and is a predicted model, not a curated record. The transcript is spliced from 8 exons. Bases 1 to 2523 code for a protein of 840 amino acids. Gene Ontology annotation, cellular component: nucleolus. Gene Ontology annotation, biological process: maturation of SSU-rRNA.